This is a messenger RNA of Mesoplodon densirostris (Blainville's beaked whale), 1866 nucleotides long. Its product is annotated as endoplasmic reticulum mannosyl-oligosaccharide 1,2-alpha-mannosidase-like. The coding region runs from base 1 to 1866 and encodes 621 amino acids. The record is from RefSeq and is a predicted model, not a curated record. The transcript is spliced from 11 exons. Gene Ontology annotation, cellular component: endoplasmic reticulum; membrane. Gene Ontology annotation, biological process: N-glycan processing; carbohydrate metabolic process. Gene Ontology annotation, molecular function: calcium ion binding; mannosyl-oligosaccharide 1,2-alpha-mannosidase activity. Lineage: Eukaryota; Metazoa; Chordata; Mammalia; Artiodactyla; Ziphiidae.
AUGGCUGCUCUAGGUCCCAGUGCCCACUUUCCCACCUGGAGAGCAACACAGCGGCACCUGCCUCUUCCUGCUGAUGUGAAGAGCAUCAUAAAAUACAGCCUGCUGCUCAGCCAAGGCCGCCUGCCCCCUUGCCGCUCCACAGUCCAUGUGCAGCCACGCUUUCCCCCGGGAAGGAUGCUGCCCGGCGGUGGGUUCAGAGGCGGUGAUCCCUCUAGCGACUUGGAGUGGACGGUGGCUGCGUCCACGCCUCCCGACCUGGGUCCAAUGGAUGAAGAACCCAAGAGCCCGCCUGCCGCUGACCCUACAGCGGGCCCUCCGUCCUCGCUGAGCCCUGCCUCCCAGGCCCCAGCCCCUCCAGGCCCUCGGGCAGGCCUCCGGAUCGAGACCUGGGGCCCUGGGGGAGCCGGACCGGGGCGCAACUGGACGCAAAGCCACGGACCCUGGCGAGACCUGCUCGAUCGGAAGCCAGCUCCUCCUGUUGCGUUGGCCACCGCCCGGCUAGGCAACGGCCGGCGCAUGCGCAGAAGGACGCCGCCGCCAAGCGCCGCAGGUCCCCGCCCGCUCGCUUUUACGUGUCCGCGGCCCGUCCCGCCUGGGGGCGCCUUGGCGCUGACUCUGAGCCCGGGCCGGAGCCCGGACGGCGGCUGCUGGCGGCACUGCUGGUGCUGGCGGAAAUGGAAGCAGCUGUCGAGGCUACAGCGGAACGUGGUCCUCUUCCUGCUGGCGUUCCUGAUGCUCUGCGGCCUCCUGGCCUACAUCAGUGUGGCCGACGAGUGGAAAGCCGUGGACAGCAGGUCGGCAGAAGGGCCGAAGAUGAGACCCGCAAAUCCACCCGUCUUGCCCGCUCCUCGGAGAGCAGCAGCUGAGAACCCGGAAACCUUCGCGGGGGCGUCACCUCAGAAGCCUCCAAGGCAUUUCCGACGGGGACCACCCAACCUGCAGAUUAGAGCCCCCGAUGGAGACGCCAAGGACAGGAGGCAGGAUGAGGCCCAGAGGAGGGCAGAGGCAGCUGGUGAGGCUCGCCGGGAAGACAACGUGCAGGGAAACCGCGUCAGCUGGAGGGGCACAGGGACCGAACCGGAGCAGGGCCCCCAGCUCCCUCCGAGAAAGGCAGAGGCCGCCCCCAGGCCUUCCCCGCAAGCCCUCAGGACGAGGAACAGUCCAGGUGCAAGGACGCGCGGGUCUCGGCGUCAGGCACCCCUUAGAGCUUUGCUGACGACGUGGGGCUCCUUGGCGGCUGUCGUCCGGUGGCCGGUGCUGCAGCUGCACAGCAACGUGUGUGCGGGCGGCUCGUUUCCUGCCUGUGGCCGGGCAGCCGGGGGCCUGGGUGCUGCGGUCCUCAUGUCGCCCCUUGAGGGGAAGCGGGAGCACACAGCCAUCCUGGGCAGGUGGUCCGGGGCCACAGCUGUGGCCUUCAGACACUGUCCCCCAAGGGUGGGGGCUGAGAAGCGUGGCGAGGGGGGGUUCAGCCCUGUGGUCGGGCCCCGGGGCGGCAGCGUCCGAGGAGCGCAGCCCUCUGUGCAGCCCGCGCUGCUCACUGCCCUGCCCUCCCCUGCCCAGGAGGCCGUGGAGGAGGUGAGCAGGCGCGUGCACUCCCUGCGCGGGAAGAAGGACGGGCUGGUGCCCAUGUUCAUCAACACCGGCAACGGGCUCUUCACGCACCUGGGCGUGUUCACCCUGGGCGCCAGGGCCGACAGCUACUACGAGUACCUGCUGAAGCAGUGGAUCCAGGGGGGGAAGAAGGAGACGCAGCUGCUGGAAGACUACCUCGAAACCGUGGAGGGAAUCAAAAAGCACCUGCUGCACAGAUCUGAACCCGGCAAGCUGACCUUCGUGGGGGAACUCGCCCACGGCCACUUCAGAUAG